AGUCCAGAUUUCUCUUCUCGAUUGUUGGGCGGUGUCAGCUAGUAGCUUUGUACACUGGUGUUCGUGCCUCUUCACCGGUACACGUUUUGAGUAGCCUAAAUAAGACUACUUUCGGACGUCAGAAUGAAAGGAACGUCGUCCAGAACAUGAUCAUCUAAACUAAUUCUCAAAAUAACAUUUACGGAAUUAUUAGUCAGGCACUGACCUAAAUGGGUAAAUUAUGCGCCGGUGCCACCUCUGGUGUAAACCAACCUAUACAACUAUCCAAUAGUCUGCAGCCUGCGCCAUCCAAUCACAAGCCGGAGUAUGGAUUUUAACACGUAGCGUAAACUGUUUAGGUAACUGAUUCUAAGAAUUCCUAAAAACGUCGAUUUUGUUUUUCUAGAAGGCAGUUCCGCCCAUAGACUACAUUUAGUUGGACAUUUUAUUAAAUAAGCCACAUUGUCAUCUGAGACGUUGCUCUGACUCCCGACGGAUAAGAGCGAUCACUGUUUGACACUGAUUUUGUGUAGAGAUCAGUUCAAAAAUAACCCCAACAUGACUUCUAAAAGUGAUGUUGGAAUUCCAAAAUGGGAGCGCAAAACGCGCAUAACUUUGUGCACAGUAGGCCUGGUGCUGUCAGUUUACGCUCUCCAUGUUGAACUUUCCCGAGAGAGAGAUCCUGAAUAUCGAGCGAUGUGUGAUUUGGGAGAUUCCGUUAGCUGUUCCAAAGUUUUUACCUCCAGAUGGGGACGUGGCUUUGGGCUGGUUCAGUAUUUCGCGGAAAAAGACAGUGCCCUUAACCAGCCAAAUAGUGUGCUGGGGAUCAUUUUCUACACCCUGCAACUCGCCUUGGGCCAGUCAGGCUCCGCCAGGGCAGCGGUCCUCCUGGUCGCAGCCUCCUGGGUCUCUGUUGCAGGCUCCCUCUACCUGGCCAGCAUCCUGGCCUUUGUCCUGGGAGACUUCUGCAUGGUCUGUGUCUCUACCUACGUUGUCAACUUCGCCCUGCUCUACACCAAUCAGAGGAGACGGACGGGGAUGGAAGGAGCCAAGGAGAAGACUGGGUAGAGAGUGCUGGUUACGAGAUGCGUCUAGCUAGUCUAGUGGAUUCAGGGAUGAGUACAGCAACAACAGAGUGAGAGGUGACAGGUUGUAAUCCCCCUCCCUUUACAUUGCUAUGAACAUAAACAUUUGGUAAAUUAACUUGUUAGAUUAGAUUGCCCCCUUGUCUUGUGCUCCUUCCUCAGGAACAGAUCUGACUGUGCUUGAUAAGUGUAGGUCUGUCCUCUGAGAAAGCUUUGUGGACUGCUUCUACCUCCUCAGAUCACAGGGAAUAAGGAGACACUGAGUGGGUGCUAGGUAAAACCCUCCUUUAUCGUCGGAGGAAACACAUGUGAUGUAGUACAACUAUUUAAUUCUGUCUUAUGUGCUGUAUAAUUUUUUUAAACUUCAGCAUUCAACUCAGUCAUGCACGGGAUCGACACAGUAAACCUGUUGACCAAACACAUUAAAUAAAAUAUGAUGAUCUGG
Molecule: messenger RNA, 1509 nt
Organism: Hypomesus transpacificus
Lineage: Eukaryota; Metazoa; Chordata; Actinopteri; Osmeriformes; Osmeridae
Gene: vkorc1
Product: vitamin K epoxide reductase complex, subunit 1
Exons: 3
Coding region: 538-1047 (169 amino acids)
Biological process (GO): peptidyl-glutamic acid carboxylation; vitamin K metabolic process
Molecular function (GO): vitamin-K-epoxide reductase (warfarin-sensitive) activity
Source: RefSeq, a predicted model, not a curated record